Messenger RNA from Mucor mucedo, 1512 nucleotides. Its product is annotated as major facilitator superfamily domain-containing protein. The transcript is spliced from 4 exons. Gene Ontology annotation, biological process: transmembrane transport. Lineage: Eukaryota; Fungi; Mucoromycota; Mucoromycetes; Mucorales; Mucoraceae. The coding region runs from base 1 to 1512 and encodes 503 amino acids. The record is from RefSeq and is a predicted model, not a curated record. Gene Ontology annotation, cellular component: membrane. Gene Ontology annotation, molecular function: transmembrane transporter activity.
AUGUUCAUGAUGUCGUUAAAUUCUACCGUCGUGGCUCCCGCCAUGAGUAUCAUCGCUACCGAUUUAAACGGCCUUGAAUCACAAACUUGGAUUGCUACUGCUUAUCUUGUUGCCUUGAACGCAUUCCAACCUUUAUCUGGCCGAUUUUCUGAUAUUUUUGGAAGAAAAUCUGUAUUCAUGUUUGGUAUCGUUCUUUUCUUUAUCGGUUCCUUGAUCAAUGCUUUAUCAAUCAAUAUCAAUAUGUUGAUUGCAGGUCGUGCUAUCCAAGGUUUUGGUGGUGGUGGUGUCAUGUCCAUGACUUUUAUUAUUGUCACUGACGUUGCACCUAUUCAUCUUCGUCCUCGUUUCCAAUCUUUACUUGCUGUUGUAUAUGGUAUUGCCAGUGUUGCUGGUCCUCUUUUAGGUGGUGCCUUUGUUGAUCAUGCUUCAUGGCAUUGGGAUUUCUGGCUUAAUGUGAUUCUUGCUGCUAUUUCAUUCAUUAUUAUGGUCUUCUUCUUACACGACCCCAAGGACACUGAAAAGACUUCAUUUGUCUCCAAGAUAAAGCGUGUAGAUUGGCUCGGUACUCUCUUUUCUUCAAGUUUUAUUGUGUGUUUACUCUUGGCUCUUAAUUGGGGUACCACCUAUGGCUGGGGCAGUGCGCAUUGUGUGGGUCCCUUUGUUGCAGCUGGUGUUUCAUUGAUUGCUUUAAUCUAUGUUGAAGGUUAUGUUGCCACCGAUCCUCUUUUACCUGCCAGUGUCUUGCUCAACCCAGCCGUUGUCAUUGUAUAUGCUUACAUGUUCUGUUUGGGUCUUACCUUUGUGGGUACCUUGUAUUUCGGCCCUGUUUUAUACCAAGCUGUAUUUGGUGCCAGUAGUACCGAGUCUGGUCUUCGUUUGAUUCCCUUCAUGGUGUGUCUUAUUGCUGGUUCUCUCGGUGGCGGUUUCUUAGUCCGUUCUUUACCUCGUGUCAAGAUUUACUUGAUCAUUGGUGCAGCAUGUAAUUUACUUGGUUACGGUUUGUUUUAUACUGUCAAUGUAAAGAGUAGUUGGGGUCAACAAGCAGGUUAUCUUGCCUUUUGUGGUUUCUCCUUUGGUCUUUCUCAACAAAAUGCUAUUUUAACUGUACAAUCCGCUGUUGAAAAGAAGGAUUUGGCUAUUGCUACCAGUUGUAAUAACUUCUUCAUGAUGUUGGCUUCUGCUAUCGGUAUUGCUAUUUAUCAAACUAUGUACGGUUCCAUCUUGAAGGAAGAAUUUGCUAAACUCCCCCUUGAUGUCUUAACACAAGCCAAUAGUUAUGGUUCACUCAAGAAUUUCUUAUUUAUUCGUACUAUGCCUCUUGAACUUCAAACACCGGUUAUUCAAGCUUAUUCCGAUGCUUUACACAAAGUCUUUAUUCUCCCCAUCGCAGUAGCCUCCAUUGGUUUAAUCUUAUCUCUCUUCUUUAAAGAUGUACGCUAUGGUGUCUCUGAUCCCAAACAAGAUAUCGAAGUGGGUUAUGAUGAUGAUUCCGAAAAGAAGCAAACCGUUUAG